Dromiciops gliroides (monito del monte) is the source of this 2032-nucleotide messenger RNA. RefSeq names its product C-X-C motif chemokine receptor 1 (gene CXCR1). Gene Ontology annotation, biological process: immune response; G protein-coupled receptor signaling pathway; neutrophil chemotaxis. The transcript has 2 exons. The coding region runs from base 42 to 1094 and encodes 350 amino acids. The record is from RefSeq and is a predicted model, not a curated record. Gene Ontology annotation, molecular function: C-X-C chemokine receptor activity. Lineage: Eukaryota; Metazoa; Chordata; Mammalia; Microbiotheria; Microbiotheriidae. Gene Ontology annotation, cellular component: membrane.
GGAGGACGGGAGGAAAACCUGUGUAGGUAAUACAGCAGGACAUGGAUGGAAGAUACUUCUUAGAUGAUGACCCUUGGGGUUCCGAAUUUGACAAUUAUACUGAUUCUGUAUCAACUGAUGCUGUUCCUUGUCAUCAGGACUACUGGAAACUGGACAAGUAUUUUGUAAUGGUUGUUUACAGUCUUGUGUUUUUUCUGAGUUUGCUGGGAAAUUUUCUGGUGAUGCUUGUCAUCCUCCACAACCGGCUCAGCCGUUCAGUCACAGAUAUCUACCUGCUCAACUUGGCCAUGGCUGACCUGCUCUUUGCCCUGUCACUGCCCAUCUGGGCCGCCUCCAAGGUGAAAGGUUGGAUCUAUGGUACCCCUCUUUGCAAAUUUGUCUCCCUCCUGAAGGAGGUCAACUUCUACAGUGGCAUUCUGCUGCUGGCCUGCAUCAGUGUAGACCGCUACCUAGCCAUUGUCCAUGCUACUCGUGCUUUGACUCAGAAGCGCCACUGGGUAAAAUUCAUCUGCAUGGGCAUCUGGGGCCUGUCCUUGGUCCUGUCCAUGCCCAUUCUUUACUCCCGUGAGGCAUUCAAGUCAGAGAAUAAUGGCUUUGUCUGUUAUGAGAACUUGGGCAACAAUACUGAAAAAUGGCGGCUGGUACUGAGGAUCCUGCCCCAGUCCUUUGGUUUUGUCCUGCCCCUGCUGGUCAUGCUCUUCUGCUAUGGCUUCACCCUGCGCACCCUCUUUGAAGCACACAUGGGACAGAAGCAUCGGGCCAUGCGGGUCAUCUUUGCUGUGGUCCUUGUCUUCUUACUCUGCUGGCUGCCCUACAAUCUGGUGCUGGUCACUGACACCCUCCUGAGGACCAAAAUGAUCGAGGACACCUGUUCGAGAAGGGAGGAGAUUGACAGGGCCUUGGAUGUCACUGAAGUGCUGGGCUUCCUCCACAGCUGCCUCAAUCCCAUUAUCUAUGCUUUCAUUGGACAGAAGUUUCGCCACAGCUUCCUUAAAAUCCUGGCUGCCCGUGGUGUGGUCAGUCAGGAUUUCUUGGCACGCCACCAUAUCUCAUCCUCCUCCUUUGCCUCUUCUUCAGUUUCUGCUGCUGUCUGAGUAUCAUCAGUUCAGAAUUUCACAAAACCCUAUAUAAAAGACUCUACCAAUAAGAAGUUAUUGGGUUGACUGGGAUUAGAAGAUGAGACUUAGAAUAUAGGGAUGAAAGUUUAUGGUGUUUUUUUCCCAUGUGUGGAAUAAGCUCCCUUCUCAUCUCUGCUUCUUGUAUGCCUUUAAGGCUAAGUUCAGGUGCCAUUUCCUUUUUGAAGUUUUUCCUGAUGCCCCCAGGUUUCAUCAGUCUCUUCCUCCCCAAAUUAAUUUGUAUUACAUUUGUCUUUGUACAUGUUGUAUCCCUUCAAUAGACUGUAAGCUGCUCAAGGCCAGGAAUUGUUUUGGUUUGGUCUUUGUAUGUACAUUCAGAACAUAGCCAUAGUCCCUCAAACACAGUAAGGGCUUAUUAAAUGUCUGUUGAAUGAGUGAAUAAGAGGCAAGGACUGAAACCUGAGAAACCAUUGAGGGACCCUGAGGAUAAGGUCCUGGGAUAUAGAGGGAGAGAAUAAUAUCUCAACAUAUUGUCUACGGUUUUGCCUAGCUUUUCCUCUGAGUAGUAUCACCAUCCAGGAUGGGCUUCUGUUUAUGAAAAUCCUCUGACUGGCUUUCAAAGGCCUUGCUAUGCCCAGAACACAACAGUGCAUCUCCUGACUCUGGGCACUUUCACUGGCUGACUUCCACACUCUCCCUCCUCAUCCCCACUGCCUGGUUUCUCAGGCUUCUUCCAAGUUCCAGCUAAAAUCCCACCUUCUGCAAGGAGCCAUUCUCCAUCCUCCUUAACUUGAGUGCCUUUCCUUUGAUAUCACUCCCAAUUUGUCCUGCACGUAUCUGAUUUGUACAUAGUUGUUGACAUGUGGUUUCCCCUAUUAGACUGUGAGCUCUUUGAAAGCAGGAAUUUUUUUGGGUCUUUCUUUGUAUUCCCAGUGUUUAGUAUGGUGCCUGGCACA